This is a messenger RNA of Lutra lutra (Eurasian river otter), 4557 nucleotides long. RefSeq names its product leucine rich repeat and Ig domain containing 4 (gene LINGO4). The record is from RefSeq and is a predicted model, not a curated record. Lineage: Eukaryota; Metazoa; Chordata; Mammalia; Carnivora; Mustelidae. The coding region runs from base 2053 to 3960 and encodes 635 amino acids. Gene Ontology annotation, molecular function: protein binding. The transcript has 2 exons.
CCCUGGAUGAAUAGAACUCACCUCUGGGCUCAGAAGCUAAGAAUAGGACUUUAAAAUACCUCAUUGCAUUUCCCCAUGGGCUUUGUCUGGUGAAAUAUGUCAAGCUCAGAGACUGAUGGCUGAAGCCCAGGAGAACCUGUACAUAACAUGAAUCCAAAUCUUUAGAUUUGCUGUUUCCCCCUUCCUCUUAGCUCAGCAAGGAAAUGGCUGGGCACCCUGCCCUUUUCCCAGGGUCUUUAAAACAAAAAACAAAAAACAACAACAACAACAAAAAAACGGGAUAUGUGGAAAAUACAGAUGGAAGGGGGGUAAGGGGCUGGGAUAAUUUUUUUUAUGGCAUUUGGGUACAGGGAUAGGGUACAAUUGGAGGCCAAGAACAUCAUAGAUAGUUAGAACUCAAACCACUUCUGUGCACUUUAGAAAUAGACUUCAGGCGUCAGCACAAAUCUGAGGAGAGACACACAUCCACAUACAAGGAAAAACACACUCACAAACUCAAACUGCAAUUCUGUACCUCUGUAGACACAUUUAACCUAACAUGAUUUCUGUGUUCCUCGAGGUCACAGCUCCGAGGUACUUAGUGGCCUCAAGGAAAGAGUCCCAAUCCUGAGGGACCCCAGAACAUUCUCAUGGUUUACCAGUCCACCAACCUUAGAGCUGGGGUGGCUCAAACUCAAUCCCAGCCCCAGUUUUCAGCACAAGAAACCCCAAAAGAAGAAGAGAUGAUUGAUUACUGGUCAGUCAGAUGCCCACAGACGGACCCCUGGAAGAGUCAUCCUUCAUUGUGUGGAAAGGAAAUAGACGUCAUUUCAUCCCGACUCCAGCAGGGGGGAGACCAGGGAACAGGACAGACACCUGUGUCUCUGGCUGUGAUCAUGCCCCAGAACUUCUCUUGGUUUUACAAAUCACUGUGAGCCCUCCUCUGAGGGAUAAACAACCAGUGAUGUGGGGGUAUUGUGUUCCUCUCAGGGGAGGGGUUUAGUCAGCUAAACAUAAACCCCAACUUGUGCUAUUCUUCAUAAAACGACUUUAAAGCCCAUAGGUAUGUGUGGAAGGGACAGAGGCAGGGGUUCUUAAAUCCGAUUACAGACAAGCUGCUCUCCUGUCUCAUUCCUGUGUGGAGACCCAGGUUUCUAACCCAGCGACCCAUGAACAUCAUGAGGACUGCAGCCCCCACUCUGCACAGCCCUCCAGGGAGGCCUGGGAGCUGCUGCUCAGGAACCCCCACCGAAGAAGUCUCAAACUAAACCCCAUGGGAGAUGUUCCAGACUGAGAACUUUCCCCACAAAAUGCUACCCCUGUGGGACAUUAAGACUGAGAGGCUGCACAGACUCUCCCUGCAUCUGGGAGACUAAAAGACAACCCUGAGGAGGGUGCUGAGCCUCAGAGCUCCCCAGGGGGGAGUCAGGAUGUCCACAAGAGACCCUUUCGAGUUGUUGGCUGCCUCUACCUCCUGACCCCUCCUAGACCCCAGAGUCUCCCUGUGCGCUCCCCUCCCAUUCACCUUCCUGUGGUGGCGCUUGCUGCAGCCCUCCCUGGUUGCUUUAUUUAUUUAUUUUGCACCAACAGGGUUGCUGCAGACUCAUUCUCGCCUGGUUUAAAAAGAGAGAGAGGAAAAAAAAAAAGGAGAAAUGCUUUCUGGCUCUUUUCUCUACCUCGGUCUUGGCAGCAGCGGCCACAGCAGCGACAGCAGCCACAGUGGGCAGGCAGGCGGGCGGGCGGGCGGGCAGCGGGUGGCAGGCGGUGAGGAGUGAGACACACCCGGAGGUACAGCCAGCCCCCACCCCAGCCCUGGGGUGCAGCUUGAAUGGGACGGCCCCCAGCCCCAGACAGAUGCAGUGUCCAACUUGAUGCCGCCCUCCAGCUUCUCCGGAAACUUUCCCCACUGGAGUCAGGCUCAACUAGGGUUCCAUGAGCCAAUAAGCACUUGGCCUGGUGUCCAGGGCUAGGGGCAGGAGGAAAAUAGAGAUUCUCCGAAGAGGAGGCCCAGGAGGCACCCAAGGAAGUGGUCCACCAGUGGUGCUUCCCGGGUCUCCACCCUACUUGCUGGCAAUGCUGAGACAGAUACCUCCAUCUCUCUCUCCUCUAAGGAGGCCCAGGGAAGGCCGGGGUCACCAUCACCUGAAGUCACUUUCCAUAAAGGACCAUGUCAUCAUCUAUUCCAGGACUGAAGAGGGUAUGGCCAUGGCCACAGCUCCAAAGCGAGCCUGGCCCCUUUGGCCCCCUCUCCUGUUCCUGCUCCUUCUGCCCGGAGGGAGCUGCGGCGGGUGCCCUGCUGUCUGUGACUGCGCCUCACAGCCCCGGGCAGUGUUUUGUGCCCAUCGGCGACUGGAGGCUGUGCCUGGAGGACUCCCACUGGACACUGAGCUCCUGGACCUGAGUGGGAAUCGCCUGUGGGGGCUUCAGCGUGGCAUGCUCUCCCGCCUGGGCCUGCUCCAGGAGCUGGACCUCAGCUACAACCAGCUGUCCAGCCUGGAACCCGGAGCCUUCCAUGGCCUCCAAAGCCUACUCACCCUGAGGCUUCAGGGCAAUCGGCUACGAAUCAUGGGGCCUGGGAGCUUCUCAGGCCUACCGGCCCUCAGGCUGCUGGACCUCCGCCUCAACCAGAUUGUCCUAUUCCUUGACGGAGCCUUUGGGGAGCUGGGCAGCCUUCAGCAGCUGGAGGUGGGGGACAACCACCUGGUGUUUGUGGCUCCAGGGGCCUUUGCAGGGCUGGCCAAACUGAGCACCCUCACACUGGAGCGCUGUAACCUCAGCACGGUGCCCGGCCCAGCCCUGGCCCGCCUCCCGACACUGGUGGCUCUCAGGCUUCGAGAACUGGACAUCGGGAGGCUGCCAGCCGGGGCACUCCGGGGCCUGGGGCAGCUCAAAGAGCUGGAGAUCCACCACUGGCCAUCUCUAGAGGCCCUGGAGCCCGGGAGCCUGGCAGGGCUCAAUCUUAGCAGCCUGGCCAUCACCCGCUGCAAUCUGAGCUCCGUGCCUUUCCAAGCACUCCAUCACCUGAGCUUCCUGAAGGUCCUGGAUCUAUCUCAGAACCCCAUCUCAGCCAUCCCAGCCCGAAGGCUCAGUCCUCUUGUGCGGCUCCAGGAGCUCCGCAUGUCUGGCGCAUGCCUCACCUCCAUUGCCGCCCACGCCUUCCACGGCCUGACCGCCUUCCACCUCCUGGAUGUGGCAGAUAACGCUCUUCAGACCCUAGAGGAGACAGCCUUCCCUGCUCCAGACAAACUGGUCACCCUGAGGCUGUCCGGCAACCCCCUGACCUGUGACUGUCGCCUCCUCUGGCUGCUACGGCUCCGCCGCCGCCUGGACUUUGGCGCAUCGCCCCCAGCCUGUGCAGGACCCCGGCAUGUGCAGGGGAAGAGCCUGAGGGAGUUUUCAGACAUCCUACCUCCAGGGCACUUUACCUGCCAACCAGCCCUGAUCCGAAAGUCCGGGCCGCGAUGGGUCAUCGCAGAGGAGGGGGGGCAUGCCGUUUUCUCGUGCUCCGGAGACGGAGACCCAGCUCCGACUGUCUCCUGGAUGAGGCCACAGGGGGCUUGGCUGGGAAGGGCUGGGAGAGUGAGGGUCCUAGAGGAUGGGACGCUGGAGAUCCGCUCAGUGCAGCUACAGGACAGGGGAGCCUACAUCUGCGUGGUCAGCAAUGUUGCUGGGAAUGACUCCCUGAGGACCUGGCUAGAAGUAAUCCAAGUGGAACCGCCAAAUGGCACCCUCUCUGACCCCAAUAUCACCAUGCCAACUAUCCCAGGGCCCUUCUUCCUAGACAGCAGGGGGGUCGCUAUGGUGCUGGCAGUGGGCUUCCUUCCCUUCCUCACCUCCGUGACCCUCUGCUUUGGCCUCAUUGCCCUCUGGAGCAAGGGCAAAGGCCGGGUCAAACAUCACAUGACCUUUGACUUUGUGGCCCCUCGGCCCUCUGGGGAUAAGAACUCUGGGGGUAACCGGGUCACUGCCAAGCUCUUCUGACCUUUCCUUCCAUGGUGGAAUUCCAGCCAAGAUAUCAGAAGGGAAGAAAACCAAGGCUCCUUGGACCAGAAGCUAGUCCCACACUCGCUUGCCUCGCGCCAGCAGCUAAGGAUGGUCUGCCUCCCCCUGCUUUUGCAGUUUGAGGGUCCCAGGGAGCAGAAGAUACAGAUCCACAGUCAGCCCAGCCCUCCCCAACCACCCUUCCCCCAACAAAGCAGGAAACAUCCCCAAGGCUCCAGUCUACUUGCUCGCACUUAUGCCCUUUAACAAUCACUACCAGCUGCCAACCACAGCUAUAAGAUUAUUGCAGAGGUGGGGCUGGGAAGUGCCGCUUGCUUCUCAGUGUUUCUGCUCCUCAACCAGUCAGUCUCCCUCUUUUUUUCUGCUCUGUCCCCUCCCCAGGCACAAGGAACUAGGGCCAAGGACCUCAGGGUAGUAAGAUGUGAAUAUGCGAUAGCGGUGUGGGGGGGGGGGGGCCCUGUCACACUACACAUUGGCGCUAUGUCUGCAUGAGCCUCCAAUACCUGUCCCAUCUGUCACAUCAUUAAACUUGCUGCCAAAUGGCCAUGACAGUUGCAGCCUAAAUGAAGUGUGAUA